Messenger RNA from Lemur catta (Ring-tailed lemur), 3260 nucleotides. RefSeq names its product vanin 1 (gene VNN1). Bases 350 to 1822 code for a protein of 490 amino acids. The transcript has 9 exons. Lineage: Eukaryota; Metazoa; Chordata; Mammalia; Primates; Lemuridae. Gene Ontology annotation, molecular function: hydrolase activity, acting on carbon-nitrogen (but not peptide) bonds, in linear amides. The record is from RefSeq and is a predicted model, not a curated record.
UCUCAGGGUUGUCCACACGGAGCCUCUGGCAAUUCACCAACUACAAUCCGAGUAAUCCUUAAGAUACUGCACUGGCAGCAGAGGACUCAGCCCCAGGGAACUUUGGACAGAGACACACUUACGGGACAACGCCGUCUGAAGAGACACAGGGAGAAGACAGCCAUCUGCCAGUCAAAGAGAGGAGCCUGGAAUAUAGCCUUCCCCCGUGGCCCGCAGGAGGAGCUGACCCUGCUGAUUUCGUCUGGGACGUCUAACCUCCAGAAUUGCACUGAGUUCUGGGAACCACGUGUUUUCACUUUAUAAAUAUCAGGGCGUGCUGCCCUGUUUCCAGCAGCCAUUGGACUUCGGCAUGAUCGCUUCUCCGUUGCUGGCUUAUGUGGCGAUGUUUGUUUUCUGUGUCUCAAAAACCAGCUCUCUGGACACUUUUAUUGCAGCUGUUUAUGAGCAUGCGGUGCUAUUGCCUAGCACCACCCUCACACCAGUGUCUCGUGAGGAGGCGCUGGCGUUAAUGAAUCGGAAUCUGGACCUUUUGGAAGGAGCGAUCAUGUCCGCAGCAGAGCAGGGUGCACAUAUUAUCGUGACUCCAGAAGAUGGUAUUUAUGGCUGGAACUUCAGCAGGGAAUCUCUCUACCCCUACUUGGAGGAUAUCCCACACCCUCAAGUAAACUGGAUCCCCUGUAAUAAUCCUAACAGAUUUGGCCACACCCCAGUACAAGAACGACUCAGCUGCUUGGCCAAGGACAACUCUAUCUAUGUUGUGGCAAAUAUUGGGGACAAGAAGCCAUGCAAUGCCAGUGACCCGCAGUGUCCCCCUGAUGGCCGUUAUCAAUACAACACUGAUGUCGUGUUUGAUUCUCAGGGUAGGCUGGUGGCACGCUACCAUAAGCAAAAUCUUUUCAUGGGUGAAGAUCAAUUCAAUGCACCCAAGGAGCCUGAGGUUGUGACUUUCAACACCACCUUUGGAAGGUUUGGCAUUUUUACGUGCUUUGAUAUACUCUUCCACGAUCCUGCUGUUACCCUGGUGAAAGACUUCCACGUGGACACCAUACUCUUCCCAACAGCUUGGAUGAACGUUUUGCCACAUUUGUCAGCUAUUGAAUUCCACUCAGCGUGGGCUCUGGGCAUGGGGGUCAAUUUCCUUGCGUCUAAUAUACAUCACCCCUCAAUGAAGAUGACAGGAAGUGGCAUCUAUGCACCCAAUUCUGCAAGAGCAUUUCAUUAUGAUAUGAAGACAAAGGAGGGAAAACUCCUCCUCUCACAACUGGAUUCCCACCCACACCGCCCUGUAGUGGUAAAUUGGACAUCUUAUGCCAGCAGUGUGGAAGCACCCUUGACUGGAAACCAGGAAUUUAAGAGCACUAUCUUUUUCGAUGAAUACACCUUUGUGGAGCUCAAAGGAGUCAUGGGGAAUUACACAGUAUGUCACAAAGAUCUCUGUUGUCAUCUAAGCUACACGAUGUCAGAGAAGAGAUCAGAUGAAGUUUAUGCCCUAGGGGCAUUUGAUGGACUGCACACCGUGGAAGGACGCUAUUAUCUACAGAUUUGUACUCUGGUGAAGUGUAAAACGACUGACUUAAACACUUGUGGUGACUCAGCUGAAACGGCUUCUACCAGGUUUGAAAUGUUCUCCCUCAGUGGCACUUUUGGAACCCAGUAUGUCUUCCCUGAGGUGUUGCUGAGUGACAUUCAGCUUGCACCUGGAGAAUUUCAGGUGUCGAGUGAUGGACGCUUGUUUAGCCUGAAGCCAACAUCUGGACCGGUCUUAACAGUGACUCUAUUUGGGAGGCUGUAUGAGAAGGACGGAGCAUCAGAUGCUUCAUGAGACCUCAUAGCGGAAGCACUAAGAAUAAUGCUAGCAGUUAUAAUAUGUAUUGUGUACUCAUUAAGUUGAUAGACUAUUUACAUUUCUCUCUUUUAUUUGAGAUAAUUUAAAAAAUGAUGGAUGAAGAAAGAAAGAUUGGCCUGGCUUCUGCAAAUAGUGUUCUCUGGUAUAAGUGAAUUACUAAUUUCUUUUUAUUUAGAAAAACACACACACACCAGAUAAUAAAAGUUUUAUAUAAUAUCUAUUAAGGUAGAUUUAAAAAACUGUAUUUGAGCAUUGAUCUUUCUUGGAAUUAGGCUGUUUCUAUCAAAUGAGUAUCAAAAAUGUUUAUGCAGAAGAAAUAAAAAUUACAGUUAAAAAAGCAUGUCCAAACUACCAUCAAAGACACUUACUAGGAGUCUAAAUGUAUUACCACUUUUAUUAUAACACAUAUCUCUUAUUCAGUUCUGCUGAAAAUUUCCAGCAAUUUUAUUUGUUUGCUCUGUUAGUUAUUUACCUAAACAAUACGUUUCAAUUCUCUUAUGGGCUGAAGAGUGUCCCCUGCCAUUCAUAUGUUGGAGUCCUAACCCCUGGUACCUCAGAAUGUGACUGUGUUUGGAGACAGGGUCUUUAAAGAGGUAAAAUAAGGUCAUCAGGGUGGACCCUAAUCCAAUAUGACUGGUGUUCUCACACGAAGAGGAGAUUGGAACACAGACACGCACAAGGGGAGACCAUUAUGAAGACCAUUAUGAAGGACAACUAUUUACGAGCCAAGGAGAGAGGCCGUUAGAAGAAACCAACAUUGAUGACACCUUGAUCUUGGACUUCCAGGCACCAGAAUCAUGAGAAAGUAAGUUCUGUUGUUGACGUCACCCAGUCUGUGGAACUUUGUCACAGGCAGCCCCAUCAAACUAAUACAAAGACCAAUUUCUGCCCCCCUCUUCCCCACCACCACUUUCCACCAAAAUCUGAAGGUUGAGACAAAAUUCUUACCUCCUAAGAAUACUCAGCUGGUCUGGAUCCCCAAGAUUCCAAUAGACAGUCUUAGAGAGGGAUUGUUGAUGGAUUUAUAGUGAAAUCAUCAGAUCAUUGAAUACCUCUGGAAUUAGGAAACCAGAAAGUGCCAUUCUAAGAAAUUAUGUAUUUAAUCUAGCAUUAAAUGUUUUUUUUCCAGUAAUAGCAGAAUCUCUUGACAUUAUAUAGCUUAGUGAAACAAAGAAUAUCUUUUAAGUUGAAACAUCUCUCCACCGAUAGACUGUCACAUAGCACUCAAAUCAACCUCACACUACGUAAAAUGUGCCUUUCUGCACAGGACAGCAGGGUCCUUGCAGCAGUGAUUCAUGCCAGCAAGACAUCAUUUUGAAACAAACACCUUUGUGACAGAUGUUUUUCCUAAAAAAUACUACAUCAUCCAAAAAAUAUUUGAAUAAAAUCAUCUUGUGCUUUUGGGUGACAUUAA